CCCCUAGGGGCCCGGGCCGCUGCGGCCGGGUCUCGAUUCGCUUUUCCUUUCUCUUCCGCGGGGUCCUCUCCCCGACCGCCCCCAUCCCGGUGUCAGGGGGGCUGAUGUGACCCCGGCCCGCCACAUUGUGGGAGACAGGAUUAUUGUUCUCAGUAGAAGACGAACCCCCAGAACUCUCUCCCUCCUCCCGGGGCUUUAUUAAGUCACAGUCUCGGUCAGCGGGAAUCGAACCCGCGCCCCGUCCCGGCCUAGCGUUAGAUCAGGGAUAUGGUGCUAUGGGAUGGGGGGCUACAGGGACGAAGGACACCCAGAUGGUCCAGGGAGCGGACAGACAUGAUGUAUGGCAUGCAUAUGCGCAGUGUGCAGUAGUGUGUGUAGUUUGCAUCAUGUUGGUGGUGUGGAGUUAUGGAGGGGGGUGAGACGAUUCUCUAGUGUUGGACCCCCGCCUAACGUCCCGACCCGCCGAACCACCCGUGGCCCGUGAGGGUUCGAGUGGGUGUUUUUCCGACCUCGUUCACUUGUGUUUACGUUAACUGCUUUUAUAUCAGACGUGUGGACAGAGGGACACACGGCGGCCUUCUCCAUCUAAUCCCUCCCACAAUGCACCGCGCCCGGCCGCAUCGCUUCCUGUUUAUUGUGGCAGAGCUGCCCGGCGAUAUUCAUGCUAAAUAUCUACCCGAUGUUUAUGGGGAUUCACAGCCGCAUGAGUGUGCGAUAAGGUUUGUGAGGGGUCUCAAAUGGCUCUCUGGGUUAGAGGGGGGUAUAAACGGAGGUCUGGGUCGGGCCGCGGCGCCCCGCUGUGCGGGUCGGAGACUCUUCCUCAUCUCAGGCGUUUCCUCUCGCGUUGCUCCGAGGCUGAGCUGACGGGUCGCGGGUUGGUCGUGGAUUGAAGGUGAUAUGUGGGUGGAUUUCUGUCGCAUCGAUACCAAUGGACGGGUUUGCGAACGGCCGCGUGAGAUAUUAUCGCAGGCGUUAUAAUUGGCUGCACAGUCCCCGCUGUGCUCUGAGGCCCCACCUGCUUCAGAGAGGUGUCCCCCCCUCCCCCCCCUGCUGAGUCGACAUGGACGACCCGGAGACGGAGCUGGUGUCGUCGGAGCCCGACGCCCUGGGCGCAGAGUUCAUAACGGUGGAGCUGGACACCCAGCCCAUCGAGUACGUGGUGAAGUGGGCGGAGGUGGGGUCAAAGUUCACCAUCUCCUGCGUGAAGAAGGACUCUGACGACCCCAACGAGCUGGCGCCCGAGCAGCUGAAGUUCGAGACGGACGAGACGUUCUUCGCGCCCUACGAGGAGGUGUACCCCUGCGAGCUGACGGAGCAGAGCGUGGAGAUCAAGAUGGACUCGGACUCGGGGGAGGAGGAGGAGGAGGAGGAGGACGAGGAGGGGGAGGAGGAAGAGGAGGAGGAGACGACGGCGGAGGAGGAGGCGGGCAGCAACCUGCUGGACGGGGAGGGCGACGGCGACUCGUACCAGGUAGAUUACGAGCCCCACCAGCGGCAGUACCGCUGCAACUACUGCGGCAAGUGUUACAGCCACGCCUCCAGCCUCUACCGCCACCAGCAGAUGCAUGCUGGGAAGGGCGUGGCCAUGCCCGGCGCCGCCAAGCGCCCCCCGCAGCCCUACUCCUCCAUGGCGGCGGCGACGGCGGCGGCGGGGGAGUCGCGCUACACCUGCCCCCACUGCGGGAUGAGCUUCAAGGGGAGCCGCAUGCUGGGCUCCCACCUGCGGCUGCACGGGCAGCGCCGCAUCCACCCCUGCAACGUCUGCGGCAAGGAGUUCAACCACAGCUCCAGCCUGUCCCGCCACCGCCUGGUCCACAAGAAGGACAAGGGCGGGGCCAAGGACGGCCCGCACGCCGCCCACCACCACCGGCGCCGCCGCGGCGGGGGCCUGAAGGCCGGCCCCGGGGGGAAGGGUAAGAGGGGGCCGGCGGCAGCGGCAGGCCCCGGGGCCCGGCCACGAGGCGGACAAGGCGGGGCAGAUGGAGGCCAUGCUGGGGGUGGCGGGCGGCGGGGAGAAGUUCUACGCCUGCCCGCAGUGCGACAUGACCUUCAGGACCUCCACCAUGCUGUCCAAGCACCAGGUGAGCCACGUCAAGGACCUGCUGGACAGCUACACGCCCGGCAAGGAGAACCUGGGCGAGUCCUCCUCCGACCUCAAGAUCCGCCUCAAGCUCUGCUCGCGCGACAAGCCCAACUUCUACACCCUCUGCAAGAAGAACCGGCGCCGGCGGGGGGGCGGGGGCCGCGGCGGCAAGCGGGGCCCGGCCGCGGGGCCCCCCCCCCGUAGGGCCCCCCGGGGGCCUGGGGGGCUCGGAGGACGAGGAGUACCAGCAACAGCUGGGGGGGGCGCACGGCUGCAGCCUGUGUGACAAGAGCUUCAGCCACGCCUCGGGCCUGGCCCGCCACCAGCAGGUGCACCGCGGGGGCCCGGGGGGGGGGGGGCCGCGGCAAGGCCUUCCACCAGCGGGCGCAGUUCCACCGCAAGAGGGGCUCCGCCCACGCGGGGAAGGUCUACUCGUGCGCGGCGUGCAACAAGACCUUCGUGCACUCGUCGAGCUACUCGCGGCACAAGAAGGCCCACAUGCAGCAGCAGGGGCCCGGCCACGCCAGACCCCUGAAGCGCCGGAAGAAGGGGGCCGUGGACGAGACGGCCCCCCUGGAGUCGGACUCCGAGUGAGGGUCCGGUCUGGCUGAGGGGCCCCCCUGGCCCCUCCACCACCAACGGGGGCCGGGCGUGGGACGGGGGCCCAUUGUAGAUAGCGGUGGGAUAUUAAUUAUAUGGUCAUAACUAUGUAUAUGGUUGAUAUGACACUUGUUGAAUGGCUCUUGACACUUGGUGAAUUGCUCAGCCCCCACCCUUAAACUCCAUUUUUAUUUCUGCAAAUGUUCGAUGAAUUGCACUGUUUGCCGUGCUUGUUGACAUUCCCCGACGGGCGGUAGAAAUGGCCGCCGGGACCAGGCCGGCGCUAGCCCCAUGCUACGCCAAAGCUAGGCUAGGGCCAAGCUGAAGCUAGCAUAUGGCUAUACUAACCAGUUUUGGGUGAGGGUGUGGCCUGUGCGGGGGAGCGAGCCCCCCCGGUCUCUCUCUCUCUCUCUCUCUCUCUCUCUCUCUCUCUCUCUCUCUCUCUCUCUCUCUCUCUCUCUCUCUCUCUCUCUCUCUCUCUCUCUCUCUCUCUCUCUCUCUCUCUCUCUCUCUCUCUCUCUCUCUCUCUCUCUCUCUCUCUCUUCCCCCCCCUCCCAGUCUCUUGUUUGUUUUUUGUUUUGUCAUACUUUAUUCAUCCCUUUUAGGGGACUCCGGUUACGUCCAACUAUUUAACCAGUAUGCCACGGAUGCCCCCCAUUUCAGUCCCUCUCUCUCUCCACCCGGUCGAUCUCUAUCUCUCUCUCUCCUCCCAGUCCCUCCUGUUCAGCCCGUUCAGUUCCCCCCCGCCCCCCUGUUCCCUUGUUCCUCAGAUCUGAUUGCUGUGUUCCUUGUCAAGAGUGUUCCGAUUGGGCGAGUUGCGUGACGUCGGCGGUUUGUCUGAACUCCCCUACAGGGCGACCACUUCCUGUCCGCUCCGUGUCUGUCAGAGGCCCCUCCCCCCCCCCCCCCCCCCCCUCCUAGCCUCCUAUGUAUGCAUGAAGACCUCACCGCUAGCGUCCUGGGGAGACCCCAGCUCUGCGUCUGUAGAGACGCACUGAUCCCAGGGGGUGGCGUCUGACACACUAAGGUGGACCUGGAGGGCCACUGGCCUCCACAGAACCUGGAUACUUCUGGCGGUGUGGAGUGAGACGUAUGAAUAUGUAACGGAGCGCUUUGAGAAUGGGCUUUCUGAUUAUCUUAAUCAUCUUCCUCACUACGGUGUGUGUCGUCGUUCCCCCCCCCCCCCCCCCGACCUCUGGAACACACACACACACACACACACACACACACACACACACACACACACACACACACACACACACACACACACACACACACACACACACACACACACCACUCGUGGCAAUUAACUGAUGUGGUGCAGAGGCUCCUCUCUGCUCUCACCUCCACCCCUUCUCCUCCUCCCCCACACUUGGCUUGUGAAUAUCAUUUCAUGUUUGCAAUUGGAUUCAACUUAAUUUAAUAGAUGUUAUUUAUAUCUGUGGGCGACCGAAGCACGAAUUUAAAGAGUUAAGAUUCACAUGUACCAACAGAUCCCCGUGCUGGAGGGAAAAAAGAAACAAAGACAGUUUGGUACUUCUCCCUGUUCCCUGGUCUCUGUUCACUUCCUAUGUUUUAGGUUUGUUCUCUCUCUGUGUUCGAACCGCCCGUCUCCUGUUGGAUUCUGGGAGUUUCAAGGACAAACAGUUCUUCCCCUUUAUUGCUUUCUUCGUUUGGUCCGUUCUCCUCCAAAGUGUUUUUUGCAUUUAGAUUCCUGUUGUGUUUGGUUCCUCUCCUGCCAGCAGGGGGCGCUGCUCGCCCUCCGCCGCAGGAGACGACACUAUCGUGUUGCCAAUAGAAUCAAUCCAGUUGACAUGGUUUGUCUUGCGUUUUGUAUUAAACCUUGGAAAAUA
Molecule: messenger RNA, 4536 nt
Organism: Gadus macrocephalus (Pacific cod)
Lineage: Eukaryota; Metazoa; Chordata; Actinopteri; Gadiformes; Gadidae
Product: zinc finger protein 775
Exons: 3
Coding region: 1061-2287 (408 amino acids)
Biological process (GO): regulation of transcription by RNA polymerase II
Molecular function (GO): RNA polymerase II cis-regulatory region sequence-specific DNA binding; DNA-binding transcription factor activity
Source: RefSeq, a predicted model, not a curated record